Messenger RNA from Cygnus olor (mute swan), 6405 nucleotides. RefSeq names its product ankyrin repeat and fibronectin type III domain containing 1 (gene ANKFN1). Gene Ontology annotation, molecular function: protein binding. Bases 485 to 3721 code for a protein of 1078 amino acids. The record is from RefSeq and is a predicted model, not a curated record. Gene Ontology annotation, biological process: establishment of mitotic spindle orientation; regulation of establishment of bipolar cell polarity. The transcript is spliced from 19 exons. Gene Ontology annotation, cellular component: spindle. Lineage: Eukaryota; Metazoa; Chordata; Aves; Anseriformes; Anatidae.
GCUCUGGUCCUAAGAUACUCCAGAGGGUUUUUUCUUCCUGAAAUUGUUGUGCUGUUUUCGGUACUUAAGAGACAGACUCCAAACGAAGCAGCCGUUCUUAACCUAUGCAGACAAAGGGAGUGGUUCCCUUAGCAACAGGAACCAUGUGGAGGUUCUCAGAGAGCUCUCUUUUCUCCCUACUCGUGUUUUCUUUUAACUCAACAUUUUGCACAGCAUCUUGCAUGGAGACUCCGACAGCUGGGCUGGAGGCAAACAGUUCUUCCGUCUCUACCUAACCAGUGCUCGAAAGGCAAUUGUUCCACGCUCAUCAGACAGAAAAAAUGAUAAUCAUGGUAUAAGGAAGAGGUUUACUCAUUCUACCCAGAGGCUGAACCAGCAGAGACAGCAAAGCCAAUGUGAUUCAUUAAAUGAAGAUACUGGACAAAUACCACCAACUUGUUCGUAUUUUGCCUUGGAUAGCCUAAGCUGGAACUACUAGGUGAAAAUGACACAGCAAAUGCAUAAUUUAAGUCUCCUCCAGACUAAAAAGAACAGCAUGCCAUCUUCUCCAAAUGCUGCAAAGCGGUUGUAUCGGAACCUGUCAGAGAAGCUGAAGGGGAGUCAUACAUCCUUUGACGAGGCGUAUUUCCGAGCUCGAUCAGACCGGCUCAGUCUCCGUAAGACCUCAAUGAAUUUCCAGUGCAAUGAAGCUAUGUUUGAGGCCGUAGAACAGCAAGAUCUGGAUGCUGUUCAGAUUCUUCUUUAUCAAUACACGCUGGAGGAACUGGACCUGAACACACCAAACAGCGAAGGACUAACUCCAUUGGAUAUUGCCAUUUUGACAAACAAUGUCCCUAUUGCUCGGACUCUUCUACACGUUGGGGCAAAGGAAAGCCCACACUUUGUUGACAUGGAAAGCAGGUCAAUGCAUCUGAGUACAUUGGUUCAGGAAGCCCAGCAGCGAGUUACUGAAUUGUCUGCACAAGUGAUGAAUGAAGGCCUUGGUACAGAAAACACAGAAAAACAGAAGCAACUAAAAGCAUGGGAAUGGAGAUACAGGCUAUACAGGCGCAUGAAGGCAGGCUACGAGCAUGCUAGAGCCCCUGAGGCGCCAACCAAUGUCUGUCUCAUGGUAACAAGCAGUACAUCACUCACUGUCACCUUCCAAGAACCUCUGAGUGUCAACUCAGCUGUGGUGACCAAGUAUAAAGUGGAAUGGAGCUGUUCAGAAGACUUUUCUCCCUUGGUUGGUGAAAUAAUUAUGGAUAAUCUUCAGCCUUUGAGGUGCUCCAUCACAGGUCUCAGAACAGGUCAGAGGUAUUACGUUCAUGUUUCAGCAUACAACAUGAAAGGAUGGGGACCUCCACACAAAUCUACUCCUGCAUAUGCUUCUCCUUCAAACUGGAAAGACUGCAGUGGAAGAGAACCUCGGCACAGGGGACACACUGAGGCCUUGGAACGUCUCCUUCAGCAGGUUCGAGCAGCUCAUCAGCAUUAUAAUUGCAGAGAAAGUUCCAAAUUACAGAAUGCUGGUCGCAAGCAAUCAGUAUCUAGAAGCCUGAAGCACCUGUUUCAUUCAUCGAACAAAUUUGUGAAGACUCUGAAACGGGGACUCUACUUAUCUGUUAUAUUUUUUUACAAAGACAAUUUAUUAGUAACCAAUGAAGAUCAAAUCCCAAUUGUGGAAAUUGAUGACUCUCACAGUAGUUCAAUUAUGCAGGAUUUCCUGUGGUUCACAAAGUUGUCUUGUAUGUGGGAUGACAUCAGAUGGCUGAGGCAGAGUAUGUCUAUAUCCGUGUCCUCAUCAACAACACUUCAAGCCAGGCAAAAGAUGCUUUCUGCAGCAGCACAGCUACAGAAUUUGCUGGGAACUCACAACUUAGGCAGAGUUUUUUAUGAGCCCAUCAAAGAUCGACAUGGCAAUAUACUGAUAGUUACUAUAAGAGAAGUGGAGAGUCUUUAUUCAUUUUUUAAUGGCAAAUGGAUGCAGGUAUCCAAACUACAAAGCCAGAGGAAAUCCCUUUCAACUCCAGAGGAGCCAACAGCGUUAGACAUUUUGCUUAUAACAAUCCAGGACAUACUUUCCUAUCACAAACGAAGUCAGCAACGCCUUCCUCCUGGCUUAUAUCUGGGUUACCUUAAACUCUGCAGUUCUGUGGAUCAAAUCAAAGUUCUCGUGUUGCAGAAGUUGCCUAAUGUCCUGUGUCAUGUCAAAAUCCGAGACAACAGCAACGUCUCCAAAGAUGAGUGGGAAUGGAUCCAAACACUUUCUGGCUCAGAAUCUGUGGAAAGUAUGGAUCAUACUUCAGACUGCCCUACUCAAUUGUUCUUGUAUGAGCUCCAGAUGGCAGUGAAAGCUCUCCUUAAACAGAUCAAUCUACCUCUGCAUCAGGCUAAGCACUUCCGUCUGUAUACACAGGAGGUGUUGGAACUGGGUCACAAUGUCUCCUUUCUUCUCCUGCUCCCCGCCUCAGACGACGUCUGCACUGCCCCAGGACAGAAUAAUCCUUACACCCCACACUCAGGAUUUCUUAACCUCCCUCUUCAGAUGUUUGAACUUGUUCAUUUUUGCUGUUACAAGGAAAAAUUUAUAAGCCUGUAUUGCCGCCUUUCUGCUGUCAUAGAGCUGGACUCUCUGAAAACCCAGCAAUCCCUAAGGGAAGCAAUUUCAGACAGUGAAGUCGCUGCAGCCAAACAAAGACACCAGCAAGUUAUAGACUACAUACAGCAAAUUGAUGAUAUCUGGAGGGAAAUGAGAUGGAUCACAGAAGCACUGCAGUAUGCCAGAUACAAGCAGCCAGCAGCUGGCCUACCAAUAAAGAAGCUUGUGAAUCUUUCAGAACACUCUCAAAAGAAAAUCAGUUCAACCUCUUCACAUCUAGAUUGUCUUCCUUCACCGCCCCCCUCACCUGAGGCUAGAAGCCAGAGGAGAAAAGCUGUGAGUGAUUCCCAGCCCUGCUCAGAUGAAGAAGGCUGCUCUGAAGUAUUCCUUCCAACUGACAGUGACUAUGAUUCCAGCGAUGCAUUAAGCCCCAGAGAAUUAGACUUGAUUUACUCGUCCUCACAUGACAUAUCCCAGCAGGCAGGCAGUGGCCUGGGUGGUAGUGCACCUGAUGUUCUCCAAGUCCAUGACAUGAAGCCUUGCCUAACAUUGAAAGAAGGCCUGACAGAGUGUAGUGCCUUUGAUAUUAAUGCUGAACAUUGCACAGAGUAUAUGAGCAAUCUAACAAUGUCAGGGAAUACAUCAAAAAGCAUAGACAAGUCCUCUAGCUCCAAGCAGCCAUUGAGCUUUUUAGGGAAAAAAAAGCUAGGGAAACAUCAACAUUACAACUACUUCAGCAGGCAUCAUCGUUGGCUGCGUGUGCACAGCGAGACACAGUCUGCCUCUCUGUCUGAAGGCGUAUAUACUCAGCAUCUCAUGAGAUCUUCAGAUUUAUCUCAAGAACCUACCUCCAGUGAGCAGUUACAGAUUCCCAUUGAUGGAUCUCGGAGCACUUUCUUACCUCAUGCAUCCAGCCUUCCAGAAGAUGGAAAAGGCAAGUAUGAGGAAUCGAGGCAGAAUGUCCAUAGGAUAUAUGUGGAACCUUAUAAAACAACACUUCUGAGUGAAGAGGACAAUUCCUGGGGAGCGAGCAUGCAGUCUGUAGAACAUAAGGAUGUGCACAAUGCUAUGCAACAGAAAAUGGAUCCAGAUGAUCAGUUGGGUUCUGCUGUCUCAGAAGCAUUCAGCAGCACGCUUUAACCCCAGACUUCUACAUUGCUUGCCAUUGCUCCACAAGGAGAUAGUGAGCAUCAUACAAAUAGGGCCAUGCUUUCAAAAUCACUUGUAAAAAUCCAGCUUCUGAAAAUGGCAACUUGUGUCACUUUAAAGAAUCCUAAUCAUUUGACUUCAUCACCAGAUAUCUGGUCUUACAGUGGUAUCUGUCACGAUGCAAGAAUUAUUAUUUGCAUUGGCAGUUUUGCAGGUAGGGUCCUAACAGUCACCACAUAGCAGAACACUUCGUGGAUGCAAAUCUAGUAAUCAGUUUUUGCAGUUCUCUUGAUUUUCACCUAUCUCCAAGCAUGCAAAAUUUUAAGCAUGAGUGGUUCUGACUGCAAUGUAGCAGACUCUGUAACAUCCUUGGUGUCCUCAUGUUAGGACUGUGUCCUAAUAUUCUAUUAAUGUGUUUUCCACCAUUUCCUAUAUUUUUUUCUAUUUCUCAGCCCUCCUGAAUAUAUAUAGGUUGCAUGUAACUAAAGUGCUAACUGAUCUAGUAAUAUAAUUAUCCCAGAGUUUCUAGCCAGUUACAGAGAAGUGAAAAUACAAAAGUUAUCACUGAUAUUGCAUGCACCAUCUCUGAAUGCUGCCAGAGCCUGAUAUAAUAAUUAUCACACUGUUUGAGGUGUGGGCAUUUUUUUUUCUUUUUUUUCUUUUUUUUCUUUUUUUUUUCCUUCAGGAGCUUAGAUUUCAAAAAAGGUGGCAGGCUAUUUUAAAGGCUUAAAAGGCAGUCAACCUUUGAGGUCAAGAACAGACAGAAUGAAGCUGAGCUCUGAAUGAAUAAUAUGCAUGGUCUAAGUAAGAUCAAAGUGAAGGUUGGUCUUUUCUGCUGCCCAGCACACAGGAGUACAUUUCUUUAUGUUGCAGGCACUCUCAGGCAGCCUUUAGAAAGAAAUGCACCUACUUUUGUUCCUGAGUAUUCAGUGCAUAUUCAGGGGUAUUUGAUCUCUAUGUCUGAAAUUGGUAUAUUCUGGCAAUUCCAGUUAGGGAAAUUUGGGGUGCAGUUUGAAUCUAAGAUUUUUCAUUUGUGCCACUGAUAAAUAUUAAUAUCACAAGCAGGGUAGAAGAUGGUGUUCUAGCACUCCAUGUUUGUCUAAAGGCAGAUCACAGUGAGUCACGAUUUUGUCCUUUGCAACUAGAAUAAGACUUAUAGUACUACAGAAGAUGAUCUCAAAAAUGAAUGAGAACCAUAACAUUUGAGUCACUGAGAAAUGAACUAAUGUAGAGAGAAACCCCAGCUGUUGCACAAGCUUUAAUUUUUCUUAAACAGUUCUUGAAGUUUAAUUUUAUAGGCCACAUUCCUGCUGGUUAAAUUCCCUCACUCCAUGUUUGUGCAGCCUUCUACCUUUCAAUUUUUCAGCCUCCAGGUGGAUACAUUCUAAGGCCUCCAAUAAAGAGAUUUGAGUUAAAUAGUUGAGUUUACAAGUCCUUGAGGUGAAGGUAAGGAUUUGGGCCCAUGAUCUGUGGUCCUUAUUAAAAUAGCACUUCCAUAACCCCAGUGCUAUUAAAAUCCCUGUGAACUCAAUCCAUAAAUUCAAAAAUAAAUGUUAUUCACUAUUUCAUGCUUGGUCAGUAUGCAGAAGCCAAGAAGAGUCCUCGCAGUGAUAUAAGGGCAAAACCUUUCUAUAAGAGAUUUACAUUUUUAAAUUCUCUUUUUUUGGGGAGAGGGAAGUUAGCUUUUUGCACCAAAAAUAUUCAUUACCUGGUCCAAUUCUCAGUGAGGAUGGAAAGACUGCCGUUCACCUCCACAGGCUUUGAAUGGGACCCAUACUGAAAAUUCCUGUGGGUGAGAAGAUGGGGGAGCAGAAGUGUCAGUGCCAACUUGCAGCUAUAAGGACACACUGUGUACGUUUUAUGCCACAUGAAAUUGCACGGGAAAAACCCAACUCACAAACCAUAGCACCAAAAGUGAUGUUUUACUGUCACUGAAGGCAGCAACAGCUUGUUACAUUAGAUUACGUUCAUUAGCAGAGGGCUUUUUACCAGGGAGAGCCAGAGCAAUGUUGUAUUCAGAAGUCAAAAUAAUUUCCAUUGUUUUCUAGUAUACAGCAUCGAGCCCAUGCUCCCCUAACCUGUUUAGCCUCUAAGCAAAACUGCCAUGUAACUGUUUAUUAAAGAAUAAAAAUAACAAUAUACUGAGGCCAUAUGUUUUUGCAGAAAGUGAAGAGAUAAAAGAAGAUGUUCCUAAAAUGAAACCCACCUUGCUUUGCUUUGGCUCUUCAGGAAAAAACAAAACAAAAAAACCCACCACCAACAACAAAACAAAACAAAACAAAAAACAGUGAGGGCAAGAGUAGUAAAAUCUACAGCAGAAGAACUGGUACACACUGCUGGGUAGAUAAGGAUGUAAAAAUCUGUUAUCUACUCCUGGUGCUGGGCUUUUCCAGAAGUAGUCAAGUAUCUAAUAAAGAGCUGGAUUUUUUGCUGGCAGAAAGGGCUUGUCUUUAUCAUAAUUUUGCCUACAUGCAAGCGCUAAGACAGAAUUUGAAUCUAGGAGUGCAAAUGCCAGCCACAGUCUACACCAUCUCGAUUUUAACCUUGUUAUAUGGAAGUGGUGUUUACGUGAUGUCAAUGAGGCAUACUUCCUUGAUCCUAUUGAGGCUCUUCCAAAGCUUUAACAGUCAAAAUAGUAAACGAUAGUUCUGACUUGAAAUACUUUUGGUUAUAAA